GCCCUGGACAGAGAAAACCACGGCUGUUGCUCGGUUUGUUCAGUGUGGGUGACUGCUGUGUGAUAACAGUAGGGUCUUAGAGCUAGAAGGGAAAAAAUCAGGAGCAGUGUAAACGCAAGCUUUUUCCGCUUAGUAACACGUAAAACGAUGAAUGGUAAGUCAACGAACGGCACACUGGGGGGAAUGGCCUGUAUCGAGGGUCUGCCGCCGCUGCCGAAGAGCCUGAGCGGGUUGCUAAACUCAAGCGGCGGCUCCUGGAGAGAAAUGGAGAGGAUGUACGUGAAGAAAACCAUGAUCCAGGACGACCUGAGCCGAGGCAGGAACAAUGCCGAUAACCUACUAGCCAACAAGCCGGCCAACCUCGACGCUGCUUUGGCUCUACUGCGAAAAGAGAUGGUGGGUUUGCGUCAGCAGGAUAUGUCCCUGCUGUGCCAGCUGUGGUCGCUCCACGAGUCCAUCCAGGAGUACAAGGGGAGCUGCCAGGACCUGAGCGCAGCCUCCAGUCUCAGCAUGAUGGAGAAUGGCUACUUUGACGAGGAUGACGAGUAUUACCCGGAGCCUGGCUCCACUCCCACCGGGGAACAGCCGGAUGGAGACACUGGAGACGGGACGGCAACAAUGGCAGCAGCCAAGAAUGGGAGCAGCAGUGGCAAAGAUGACAGCUGGGACUCCUUUCGCGUCAACAUCUGAGGCCUCGUUGUCAGCAUUUUCCUGAGUGUGGAUGCAUAUUUCGGGGUUGACAGACUGGAUUAAGCUGGAGGAGAAACCUUUUUGGCCUCCAGGGAGGGAGUGGCUGGUGGGAGACUGCAGACUGUGGUCUUAUUGAAGUGUAAAGUUCCAGCUAAACUUAAACCCCUCCUCAGGUGAAACAUUUACCUGCUUGUGCUGCAGAAUGUUGUUUUGCAGCAUGACCAGGAGCUUCAUCAAACUGUAGACCUGAGCGCUCAGAUAUUUUGAUGAGUUACACGCUUAACGCCCUCUGAAACACUCAGGAGUUGUGAUGAAUUGUUUCCAGAGACUCCAUAUACUCAAAAUUAGGCAAUAUACGUAUAUAUAAAUAUAUACACACACACUUCUUUUUAUAAACAGCUCUUCUGCUGCUUCUAUAUCAGUUUGUUUUGCUAGACAGUCACUCUUUUUUGGGGGAACUUUUUUUACAUAUACAAAAAUAUAUGAACAAAGUUUUAUUAUUUAUUAUAUAAUAUAAAUAACAAAAUAUUUGCUUUCCUGUUACUCUCUACGGAUGUUUUCUACUGCACCACUACCCGGCAUUUACAGAAAGGAAAGGAUCUCAGAAAUCUGAGUGGGAUUUCUGAACUCUGCAAUCAGCACUGGUGCAACAAGAUGAUCGACUUUGGACAUAUUAAUGGACAUAUUAAUAUUAAUGGAGACAGUGUGUGUGUGUGUUACUUCUAAGUGGUGAUUUACGUAAAUCCAUAGGGUCCAGCCAGAAGUGGUCAGACCUCAUUAAUGGAGAAAGUGGUGAGGUUCUCAUACUCGAGCGAGUUCAUGUGCAGGUAUGAGGUCUGCACCGUCCCGCCUUUAGGUAGAGCAGGUAUCUGCUCUGAAAAUGUGAAAUGUUCAAAAUGCUGGAAACAGUUUGGGCUGUUUGAAGAGGCAACCCCCCCAGUCCUGUGUGCUUGGCUGCAUAUAGAAUGCUUCCCUGAACCUCCAAAGCAGUUAGUGCUUCAACACUUUACAGGCAAAUCUGACGUGUCACUGUUCUCGGACUUUGUGGUGUGCAGGACAAAUGUGCCUGAAUCUAACUCUCCGCUUUAGUAUUACCUGUCUUUGAGCUACAUUUACUUACAGGUUAAAGCAUAACUCGGUUUGUUACUGGUUCUUGGUUUCAUCAUAUGUAUUAAAUUAAGUGGGGGGUCUAAGGAUAUGACUCUCCCUGUACUUUUUUCCAGACAUGCUCCCAUUAUCAAGGGUUGACUAGUUCAAACAUUGACUUAAUGAUGGCCACCUGGGUGAAAGUUCAUCACCUUUAUUUGAAUAGAUGAAUAAACAAAUGAAAAGAUAUACAAAUAACCUCAUAGGUGGAGAGAGAGUGAGAGUGAAAUGAAGAAAGCACAGAUGUGUGUCAGUCAGCUGUUGGGAUAAAGGAAAAACCAGACUAAAACAAGAUACAAUAUUGCUAAAGAAAAAAAAAUGUGUUUAGGUGUUCCCAGAUCUCCAAUAUUACUUUCUUGAGAGCAGUAUUAGUAAAAUUGAUAAAGAAUAACUCUCUUGCUUCAGCUUGGGUACUCUUGCCAUUUCUAACAUAGAUGAUGAUGUUGAAAAACAAAAACGUAUUGAGCUAUAAUCAUAUAACCAGCUUUGAGAGCUAAAAUGUAGCCAAGAGUUGAGCCGUGAUCUAUCCAUAAUUUGGUUUUGGUGAAACAUUUAUUAUCACAGUAACUUUGAUGGGAAACAAACCUGCAGUUUUUCAUGGUGUCGUUUGUUUUACAAAAUUCUUUUUAAGUGGGACCUAUUGUGCUCAUUUCCAGCUUCAUAUUUUCAUUCUUGGACUCUGCUAGGGUAGCUUUGCAUGAUUCCUGGUUCAAAAUAAUCCUUAUUUGUCUUAUACUGGGCUGUUGUGCAACCCCUCUGUUCGUCCACUGUCUAAAACAAGCAGGUUUUAUUUCCUCUCUUCUGAUUGGCUGCCCCUCACAAACAGGUUUGAAUGUACAAGUAUGUCUGGGAUGUCCACAUGGACAUCAUACAGAGCCAAAAGUAGAAAAAAACAGUUUAAACCCAAGCGUUUAGAGUAGUCUAAAAGCUGAGCUUUUGCAGGGAUUUCUUGCUGACCUCGUUAUUUGAAACUUUGUCCAUGUUUAAUUUGAACAUCCAUUUUUGUAACACUAUAUUUAUGAAAGAAAAUAAGGAAAAGCAUAAUAGGUCCCUUUUAACCUUUUCUGGUCACUGUGGUCUUAAAUUAUCACCUGCAGUCUAAACAAACAGCUGUAGCUCUAAACCUAGUAGCAACUAUCAAAUGAAAAUGGGGUGCUUUAUACUUUUAUGCAUCGAGAUCUUAACCAAUCUCAUUUUAGCAUCAUAUGCUCUGUUGAGUCUGACAGAUGCCUGUACAGGGUUAAGCUCGUUUUUAAGUCGUCCCAGAAGGAUAUAAAUGUCAUUAUAUCAGCGUUCGAACAUCUCUGCAUAUGUUGUAGCGGCUGUUUAAUUAUCUCUGCUUUAUCCUGUAGUAGAUGGGGAAUUUCCAUAACAAUAUGAAAUUGGGCACUAGCAAGAUUGUAACAAAAUAGUGUCUUUUUAAAUCAAGAGAACUUGCCUUCAUUGCCUCAUCAAUAUAAAAAAAUCAAACACUGAUAACAGUAAGUUAAAAUUCUGCUGUUUCAAUUAAAAAUCUUAACAAAAACACUUCCCAAAGCAGACUCAAUUCAACCUCUUAAGUAUGUCUUUUAAGACUGUUGGAUGUGCAUAUCUUGCAUAUGAAUGUUCUAAACUCUGCAGCAAACGUCUCAGCUGAGCCUGUAGCAUGUAACACCACAGUAAACAGUGGCUGUGUUCUCAAUCAAAAACUGACCUUCUGAUUUCGCCAUCACUUCGAUAAGGCGUAGAGUUCAUCUUUGCAGAAAUGUGUUCAUAUUUGUCAUCUGUCUGUACAUCGGUCCACUAUUUGAACACAAACCAAAGAAAGUACAUCACUCAGCACUGAUAUCUUGAUGAAUGUCUAUACGAGUUGUUUUGCAGCUGAUGAUUGGAGGACAGUUAGUUCGGUUUUUGAAGUGUUGACUGCUUUUUUCCCCACUCAAAGAAAGACCAGCGUUUUCAGUUGACUGACUGAAAAUGUCACCGACCAAUGAAAGUCGAGAGGAUUAAUUUAUCGUGUCAUGUAAAGUGUCAGGUGUGUGGCAACAACAUCUGGGUGUAAAACUAGUUUCACACUUGAUCUUCUAACAUUGAAAAUGUGUCUACAAGGAGAAUUACUGACACAUUUAAAUGAAACAGUUUAACAUUUUUGGAAAUACGAGGAGAAAAUCAGUACUAUGCUCAUACUGUAUGCGCAUGAACAUAAGGACGAGCCAGCACAACGACUAGAUAGAUGAGGAAGUAGCUAGCAUUGCUCGGGCUUAAUGGCUCGGUUUCCCAGACAUGGAUUAAGCUUAGCUAGGCCACAAACCUUUUCCAGUGGAGGUCUUCAUUGGAUUUAGCCUGGGAUGAGGUCUAAUCUGUGUUGGGGAGUCACAGAGCCCAUUGGCAAGCACUUUUAAAGUUACCAUUUGGCAUGUUUUUGGUGUGAUCCACACAAUGAGAAACAUGGGAAGUGGCAGGAAAAGAGAAGCUGGAAAAUUCCCAAAAUGUCAAACUGUUCUUUUCCAAGUCUACUGAUGUCUUAACCUCCUGAGACCCAAACUCUUGUUUGAGAUUUAAAUUUCUUGUAGCUAUUUGGAAUAAGUUUGACCUGAUGAGAAUUUAAAAAAAAAAUUAAGCAUAAUCUUUGAACAGAAAGUAAUUUUUAAAUCACAAUAAUGCCCUCAUAUGGGAACACAAGGGCACCAUUGUUUAACAUACGAUGCUUUAUUAAGCACAAUAGCAUAUGAGGUGCAGCAAAGCCAAACUGUAUUGUUCCCAUAUGAGGAUGUAGGGUCUCCAGAGGUUGAUGAUUAUCUUUUUUUUCUGAUCUACAUUUGGAUUGACUGUGACAUUUUCUGCCUCUAGCAUAUGUACCUACUCAUGUUUAAUCUGAAAAUUUCCAGAAUGCAUCUGUAACUUUCUAAGUAGAGCCUGAAAGCUAUUAUUAUUCAACAGAAUCCAUUGAUUUUUGGUUCCAGUGUCUUGAUAAGUUCAAAUGAAUGUUUGUGUUGCUCUGUUACUUUUUAUGAUUCCACAUUGUCUGUGCAGUAAACCUGGAUAUAACUAAUAUUUCCAGUCAGAUUUCCCAUUUAGGGUCACUUGAAGCACCUAUUUUAUUACUGCAGUCUACUGCUAAUCUGAACUGAAAGCACGUUUGAUUAAACAGCAUAACCGAUGAAGUUUAAAACACGAGUCGCAUCUUGACCCCAGGCUUUCUAUUGGAUGUCUACACAAUUAGUGCCUUUAUAAACUCUAAGGUCCCAGACCUGUGGCUUGCUGUUCAAAAUGGGAAUGAGAAUAUAUCAUAAGUCAUUUGAAUUCCUUGGGCUGUACUUUGGCUUUUAAAGCUGCUACAUGUGGAAAUUGCUAAAGUCAUUAGUUUUCAGUCUCAGCCGUCUCUUUCUGAAGUUGUGCCAGAGAUAAAUUAAUGUCAUGCUGCGCAAAUGUUAGCGAUCUAUGCUGCUGUCCUCUAAUUCCAAAAAUUCCCACCAAGAGCUGAUUAAAAGCUGUACAAGCGGUAAGAAAUUUUGACCCAGUUAGAAAGAUGUGGGCUUUUUCACACUCGGCUGUUAAUUAUGUCCUAUGUCAAAAGAUUGUUUGGUCUUUUAUUGGCAGGGAUGCAGCUGUUGGGAGCGGUGUACUGCUGACACCCUGUGAAAUUUGAGUUGCUUCGGUUAAAGCGAGACGCAUCUCUUCUUAUUUUGGUUGAUGCUCUGAAGAAAUUGUACACCUCCCAAAAAGGACCCGGACAUAUGACAUCUCUUCCUUCAGAAUACACUUCAAAUUACAUGCAGCAGCUUUAAAGUCAGCCGAGUCAUGUGCAAACUGAACUACGUGGUGCACUCCUCACUUGUUGUUCAGCUCUGUUUUUGCACUCGUUUGUGCCUGUUGUUGUGUAAAAUCCCCAAAAAUACAACUACCUGAUCCUCUUUGUCACUAUUACGCAGGCACAUGGUGCUCUUUGUACACUUCUGUAGCUAAAUCCAGCACAAGAGAGCUAAAAAAAAAAAAAAAAAAAAGCUUUAAAUUGAACACCAGCAAAUUGUACCUAAUAUUGUACCAUUACCAAGUGUGUUUCCUGCUUCUGUACACUAAAAUAUGCCCUUUUUUCACAUGAUUAUUGGAUGUGUAACAUGGAGAUGUCAUCUCAGGGUAAACUUAAAAUGUUCUUUUUGGUAGAGAAAAUGACAUGUUUCCCUUAGACAUUGGAUCUUGGGCUAAAGGUAAACAAUGCUGUGUCACACCCACGUACAGUGAGUUAUCAUUUUGGUUACAUGUUUUGGUGCAAGUCUCAUAAUCAAAGAGCAGGAGCUUCUUUCUAGACUCAGCACUUUGUACCAACUUGGAACAAUCAUGAGGCAAAGACGCCAAGCACAAAAAAAACCAAAACACAAUAGCUCGACAUAGUUUGACUUAAGUGGAGAUAACUGCUGUAAUCACAGUCACGCCUAAGUGUUCACACCCAUGCUGUAGUGGUUGUGAAAAAGUAUUUUGGAAAACCUACGGAGGGUUGUGGCACUUGAAUGAAGAGUAAUUUGAGCUUCUGUGUGUGUGCUGCUUCUUCAGCUGACCAAAUUCUGACCUGUGUCCAAACCUGGGUUUGAGAAUGUUUUUGAGCCAAGAAAAACAAGGCACUACAUUACUUUACAGGUGACAUAUUUAUCAUUAGGUUUGAGUUUGUAGCUUGUAACCUAUUGAGAAAUCAGAGAGAGAAAUGAAAUUUCAUUCAUACUUGUACUUCAUAUCUCUCAUCAUUCAUUAAAUUGCUAUAAUGGAAAGUUUUUUUUUUUUAUGUAGAGCAUGUGAAGGCUGUGUUGCUGCCAUUGAUCAUUCCUCCUGUUCUGUAAUCAAUCAAUGACCAUACUGCUGUUUGUUUGGACAGUUCUCCCAUCAUAGUUAUUAUACUGAUAUGAAUUUAAUAAAGUGAUUCCAUACUUUU
Molecule: messenger RNA, 6739 nt
Organism: Archocentrus centrarchus (flier cichlid)
Lineage: Eukaryota; Metazoa; Chordata; Actinopteri; Cichliformes; Cichlidae
Gene: fam89a
Product: family with sequence similarity 89 member A
Exons: 2
Coding region: 148-690 (180 amino acids)
Source: RefSeq, a predicted model, not a curated record